AUGAAGCCUGAAGAUGACAAUAUAUCAAAAUUGUUCGAAAACGGAGUGGAUGAUAUUGCUUCUGUCCAUUUUGCAAGACUUCAAGAUGCAUCAAGCGUUGAAGGAUCUCCCACAGUCGCUCUUCCAGUUUACAUAACCCCAAGCACAUUUCCAGGAAAAGAGGGAGAGUUGUUGCUUAUUCCUGCCCGAAGAAUGAGUAAUUAUAAUGAGGAAACUCAAGGUGCAAACGAAAAGAAAAUGGAAAGGAGUAAUGUAGUAGAAGAUCCAGAAGAUAACGGUUGCAUUAGCGCAGUGGAAAUCGCGAAUCAGAUCCUAUCACCAAAUUGUGUCACCAGUUCAGAAUUGAAGGCUUCAGACAUUGAUAAAUUAGAUGAGAAUGUUGUGCAAAAUAUUCUCAAUGAUUCUUUUACUGGUUUGGCAGAAAGUGAUUCAGAUGGAGAGCUAAAGAACGUAAAUCCUAAAGAAGAGUUAGAGAAAUCAUCUGCCAGAGCUGUCCUCAACUCAACGUUUACUGAAAGUGAUCUUUUAAAGGCAACAGAAGAAUCACCAUUAUAUACAAGAAGUAUCCACUGCAGUGAUUCAAGCUCUAUGUUAACCAGUGUUAGUGGUGUAAGUGCUUCUGUGAAGGAAUCCUGUGCAAAAGGUUCAGUCCAAGAAAUUACAGUUAAAGCUCAUCUAGAUUGUACUGAAUCAGAAUACUGUGCUGCAGGAAGUAUCGCAAAAAUGCAGGAGAUUCUGUCUGAUACUUCGUUACAAGAAUCCAACAAUUUAAAAGAUAUGAAAACGUGA
Gryllus bimaculatus (two-spotted cricket) is the source of this 789-nucleotide messenger RNA. The record is from the annotation of a GenBank genome assembly. NCBI's taxonomy places the organism in Eukaryota, Metazoa, Arthropoda, Insecta, Orthoptera, Gryllidae.